AGUUCACUUUAAGUUGUGUAUAGCCUGUUUUAACAAAGUCAUGCUGGUGUAAAAUCAUUUAAAUGGAGAAUAGUGCGGAGUAUGACGCCUUGCUGCGGUCGGUGUUCGAUUCCUGUGACACAUCGGGCAACGGGUUAAUUAAUUCAACGGAAUUUGAAGAACUUUGUUCUCAGUUAUCACUGGAGAACGAAUCCAGCGUCCUGGCACGAUUCCUGUUCGAUUCGACCUCAUUAAUCGGGUAUGAGAAAUUCAAAGAGGGUCUCCUGCUGCUUCUGGAAGGUUCUUUGAGCGGAAAUGAUGUCAAACACGCAAAAAGCGACUCGCUCGAGUUCUCCGACGACGGUUACCUUGACAACGAAGAUUUAAACGACAAUAAUCUAAAAAAUAUUUCGGAAAAAAUCCGAUCCGAAGAUUCGGACUCGGAUGUUGGUUUCGGUGACGUAGUCGAGGAGAAAAGUUGGAUUGUGAUCGAUUUGAAAGAAUCAGAAAAUUCCAGAAAAUCUGAAAAACGGAAAUACGGACGAAGGUCUCGACCGGAUCUCGAAUUACUUGGAGAUAACGCAAUGGAUUCGUCAUCCAAUCAGAAUUCAGUUACCCACGUGACCAGCUGUGUGGAAUAUUACGCUGAUGGAGACGGCAGUGAUUGGAUUACACCUGACAUUGGCCCCUCCCCUGACACACCCACUUGCGACAGCCAAUUAGAUGCCGAGGACGCGUUAGGUGCAAUAUGGCUUGAAGUGAUUGGGAGUUUAGAAUUGAAUAUCAACGUAGGGGAACUCCAGAAACUUUACCACGCUUUGAACCUGACAAGUUCGUGCGGUGACGUACAACAACUAUUCGACGUUCUAGAUGACGAUAACGAUGGUCUCAUUAGCUUCAGUGACUUUGCGAGGCAAAUGGCUGUCUUUAUGACGUCACAGAGCGAAGACAAUAGUAUAAUCGAAUCGACGCCACAGCGACGACGAAGUUAUUCGAACAAAUCGCGUCAACCGGUUGAUUUGUCAACCCCGGAUUAUAGAAGCACCCCUCUUGUUACGUCACAGAACAACAGCCACGUCACGCCUACCUCGUUUAACAAUAACAAUACAAGUGGAUUUAUGUCGUCACAAUCACCCGAGGGGUCACCGGAUUCCAGCAAUGGUUCUAUGACGUCACAAGACUCAACAAUGGAGCAGAACUACGUUGGUAUCCCGCCGUAUCGACGUCGACAACGUGGAAGUCAAAACGGGACACGUCAUAGUAAACGACGUAAUAAUAAGAUAGUUUCACUUCCGCAUUAUCAUCCAAUCAGCAGGCGACGUUUAGAAGACUCACCGCUUUAUUUUCUCACGGGUGGAAAUGGAAGGUACGUUGAGAUUGACAAGCUAAAGAAGAUUUGGUUCGAUGACGGAAUCGAGGAAUCGGAAGAAAUUCUGGAAAAUCUCGGAGUCAACAAAGAUGACUCCUUCAGCGUUGAGGUUUUGGGCGAAGCUUUGGAGACGGAACUAUCCGAGCAUUUGGUUCAUCGAGCGAUUUGCUGCUUGUAUAAAGGAGGCAUCAGACACUACCGUUCCAUCCAAGAGCAAGGGUCAACUGAUUCUUCCCGGAGUCGAUCCGUGGUUGAUAAUUUGAACAUCCAGCUCCAAGAUCAGGAGGAGAGGAUUGAGAGGAUGGAGGAGGAAACGAGGAGGAAAAUGGAAGACGUGAAGGAGCAGUAUAAGACCGAACUGAACGAACUGCAAACCCGACUUAGUAAAGCUCACGACCAGAUCGAGCAACAAAACGAGGACGAGUCGAAGAAACUACGAUGCGAGGUAGAUCGACUGAAAGUGUUGGAGCAAACACUGCGCGAAGAGAUCGCGACUUUAGAAGCCGAGAACAAUCGCCUUGUAUCUGUCAAUCAUCAAGUUGAAUCGAGGUUACAUGCCGCUGAGUCGAAGGAGUAUCAAAUGCGGCAAGACUUCGACAUCGCCUACCGCGGGAUGGCGCUGUGCAACAAAUCCAACGACGAACAGCGCCACCACAUGGAGGUUUUGUUGGACCAGUUUAAACAAACAUCGAAGAAGUUGCAAGAUGAGAAUGAUGAGUUGAUGAACCACUUGAAGGUUGUUCAACGGAGGUGGAGGCUUGACGGGGAGCUGACGAUGUCGCGGCGGGCAUCUCGUGAAGAUGCUACGUCAUCACCUACGUCACCACGUACGUCAUCACCGACGUCGUCGUCAUAUAGCUUCGGUUUCGCCAAAUGCAGAUUAUCGUUAGGUGGCGACGAGGAGCAAUCACGUGAAAGCCGGAAACCACCUAACGAUUGUGACGUUUCACUCGAUUUUACAAACUCUGAUAUUUCCGAAGUCCUUGGGAUUUCCCCGCUCGGGAAACCCCCAAAUAAUUUUGUAAACGUAACAAAGUGCCCAUUAUGAAAUUUAUAUCAAAAGCUUUGUAGAGAAGCGUGCAAUUAACUUCCACUGUGCAUUAUGACGUCAGGUAAGGCUUUGUUACGAAUCCGAAAAGUUUUAAACGAAUCAUUUAAAAUCCAUUGUUACGAAAUAAAAGACAAAUAAGAUGA
Molecule: messenger RNA, 2542 nt
Organism: Ciona intestinalis (vase tunicate)
Lineage: Eukaryota; Metazoa; Chordata; Ascidiacea; Phlebobranchia; Cionidae
Source: RefSeq, a predicted model, not a curated record